Chlorella variabilis is the source of this 438-nucleotide messenger RNA. RefSeq lists its product as hypothetical. Gene Ontology annotation, biological process: protein targeting to membrane; peptidyl-L-cysteine S-palmitoylation. Gene Ontology annotation, cellular component: Golgi apparatus; endoplasmic reticulum. NCBI's taxonomy places the organism in Eukaryota, Viridiplantae, Chlorophyta, Trebouxiophyceae, Chlorellales, Chlorellaceae. The record is from RefSeq and is a predicted model, not a curated record. Gene Ontology annotation, molecular function: protein-cysteine S-palmitoyltransferase activity. The transcript has 3 exons. The annotation marks the transcript as partial.
AUGCAGGCCCCCACCAAGGACCACCAGAUCAACGGGUACACAGUGACCACCAAGUAUUGCACCACAUGCAGCCACUACCGGCCGCCGCGCUGCUCUCACUGCGCCGUGUGCGACAACUGUGUGGACAAGUUUGACCACCACUGCCCCUGGGUGGGCACCUGCAUCGGCCGGCGCAACUACCGCUUCUUCCUGCUCUUCGUCUCCUCCACUGCCCUCCUCUGCUGCUGGGUGUUUGGCCUGUCGGUGGCCAACCUGGUGCUGGCUGCCAAGGAGGACGGGUGGGCGUGGGGCACCGCGCUGGGGGACCACCCCGCGGCCAUCGUGUGCGCCGUCUACACCUUCCUGGGCUUCUGGUUUGUGGGGGGCCUCACCGCCUUCCACACCUACCUGGUCUCCACCAACCAGACCACCUACGAGCACUUCCGCCACCGCUACUCG